AUGUCAGCUGCAGGCAUCGGCAACCUCAGCACGCUCAUUAAGAGGCUGGAAGCAGCGACCUCACGCUUGGAAGACAUUGCUCUCCACCAGACCUCCGGCUCUUCGCAGCGAGAACUCACGCCCGCAGGUGCAGGUGCGUUAGCUGGCGGCUCUGCUAAGCCACCUCCCCCUCCCCCUCCCCCACCCGCCGCGGUCGAACAGCCCAAGGAUGGUCCACCUGCAGUCAAGGCUUUCGAUGAAGCGCUCGAUCUGGUUCUCGACGAAUACAAACAGCUCAGUGCCAAGAUUGGCGGCACAGUACAGGAGCAGGCCGCCGCCGUUUUGAAGACUUUUAAAGCACAGCGUGAUCUCAUCUUGUUGGCUGCAUCCAGUCAGAAGCCAGCUGGAGGUGCCGCAUCCCCCGUCUUCGCUGACUUGCUCAAGCCUCUUCAGGCUGCUCUCACCGACGUCAUCGAGAUGCGUGACAAGAAUCGCGGCGAUAAGCAGCUCUUUAACCACCUCAGCACCGUCAGCGAAGGUAUCCCCGCGCUAGGCUGGGUUGCUGUUGAGCCUAAGCCUGCUCCCUAUGUCGGCGACAUGAAGGACAGCGCGCAGUUCUACGCCAACCGUGUCAUCAAGGACUUCAAGGAUUCCGACAAGACGCAUGUCGAGUGGAGCAGAUCCUUCACCAAGCUUCUUGAUGCACUCAAGGCCUACGUCCUCAAAACGCACACUACUGGUCUUGUGUGGAACCCGAAAGGUGGAGAUGCUGCGUCGUUCAAGGGUACAUCCAGUGCAGCUCCAUCCGGCGGUGCACCUCCCCCUCCUCCUCCUCCUCCGCCUGCCGCUGACCUGUCUGCUGGUGCGGUUGGUGGUGGUGCUGCGUCUGCUGGCGGCAUGGACGCUGUGUUCGGACAGCUCAACCAGGGCGAGAAGAUCACCAAGGGACUCAAGAAAGUCGAUACAAGCCAAAUGACACACAAGAAUCCCGAACUACGAGCCACUGCGGCACCAGCUGCUCCCUCUGCUACCAAAGCUGCACCACCCAAGCUUGCCGCCAAGCCAGCCCAGCUGAAAGCCAAGAAACCACCAAAGACCCAACUGGACGGCAACAAGUGGACCAUCGAGUAUCACGAGGACAACCGCUCCAUCCUCAUCGACCAAACCGAGAUCAACCAAACCGUCAACAUCUUCAACUGCAAGAACAGCAUCGUUCAGAUCAAAGGCAAGAUCAAUGCUGUGCAGAUGACGAACUGCACCAAAACAUCCAUCUUGGUCGACACGCUUGUUUCGUCGCUCGAGGUGACCGGUUCGCCUUCGUUUGCGGUGCAGAUUACGGGCCGUGCACCGACUAUUUUGCUGGACUCGUGUGAUAGCGGUCAGAUCUAUCUUUCGGACAAGUCGCUGGAUUCGGAGAUCAUUGCAGCUAAGUGCAGCGCGAUUAAUGUUAGUUUGCCAGUUCCGGGUGGAGAGGAGGGGGAGUUUCAAGAGUUUGCCUUGCCUGAGCAACUGAAGCAUACUGUUGACGCGAUCGGUGGGAAGGGUAAGAGCCGGGUCAAGACUGAGGUUGUUGCUCAUACGGGCUGA
This is a messenger RNA of Ustilago hordei, 1566 nucleotides long. Its product is annotated as putative adenylyl-cyclase-associated protein CAP. Gene Ontology annotation, biological process: regulation of adenylate cyclase activity; cytoskeleton organization. The record is from RefSeq and is a predicted model, not a curated record. Lineage: Eukaryota; Fungi; Basidiomycota; Ustilaginomycetes; Ustilaginales; Ustilaginaceae. Gene Ontology annotation, molecular function: adenylate cyclase binding; actin binding. Gene Ontology annotation, cellular component: cytoplasm. The coding region runs from base 1 to 1566 and encodes 521 amino acids. The transcript has 2 exons.